AUGACUCAGAACUCACCUUCCUCCAGUCAGACAGAUACCACCAUGGUGUCUAUCCAACUGGACAGUCUCAUUAAUUUUCUGCAGUGUCUUUCCCUCAACGAUCAGAAGGCAUUGUCUCAGGCCUUAGGCACCAGCACUGGUGAAGACACAUCUGAUGAUAAUCUUACCAUUAGGACAGGCCCCACCAGCAUGGAAAUGCCUGCUCUAGUUGCUUCACCUGAUACAGUGGCUGCCCCUGAUGCUGGCACUACUGCUACUUCUGCCUCCAUGGCUGUCCCUACAGCUGCUCCUCUCACUGCCCCCACCAUGAUUCCUACAGGACCUAUUACUGUCUAUGUCGACUACGACAAAUACAAUUCCUUUGAUGACGAAAAUGCAAGCAAUGCAGCUGCUGCAUUUGAAAAUGAUUCCAUGCUGACUUGUUACCACAGAACCUACUUCAAUGUGCCAGUUGAUGUCAGCCCACCCCUCUAUUAUGUAACUAGAGGUCACUAUAUCAGCAUCUUUUCAGACUGGGAUGCAACUGGUCCCAAAGUGCUUGGAGUCUCCCACACCAUCUAUCACAAGGUAGAUUCCAUUGAGCAAGGCAUAAGCAUCAUGAAGGGUGCAAUUGAUUGUGGUGAUGCUUCACAGACAGACUUCAUCUGCAGCCCUCCACUCAUCACAUACUCUGCACAUGUUCAAAAUUGUGUCUUGACCACAAUAUGCCUUCCUGCAAAUGUUUCUGGCUGUACUAAUAGCAUCCUUGAUCAUGAAAGUAUUACUAAAAUCUUUGCCAUGAACUAA
This is a messenger RNA of Suillus subalutaceus, 786 nucleotides long. RefSeq lists its product as uncharacterized. The transcript is spliced from 4 exons. Bases 1 to 786 code for a protein of 261 amino acids. The record is from RefSeq and is a predicted model, not a curated record. Lineage: Eukaryota; Fungi; Basidiomycota; Agaricomycetes; Boletales; Suillaceae.